AUGAUGAAGAGGGCAUCUUUGGUUUUCGCACCAGUUGCGCUUCACUCACUCGUGCCCCCCUCCGGACGCCAGAGGUGCCGCCAAGAACAACAGCAGCAGCGCCAGAGAAACGGCAGCAGGAGUCACGACAAGGAUAUUGAAGGCACCGCGGCGGCACCCGCGUCCAAGUCGUUCUGGUGCUGCGAGGCUGAAACGGUGGCGCUGCAGGAGCUCAAGCGCAACUACGCGAACGACCGCUUCCUCGAUAAAAAGACGCGGUUCGUCGUGCGUCAGCGUCUGCGGGAAGGAGGUGUAAUGUCAAACCUGUACUUCCUCAAGAUGGUCCCCGAGUCACCGUUGUACACGUAUGAAGUCGAGGCCACACGUCGUCUCUUUCACGCAAAGCCGUCAGAUGCCGAGUGUGAGCAGAGCAGUGUCGGUAAAGCAAAGGGGCGCAAGAAGAAAAACGGCGGAGUGGGGGCAGCAGCAAAAGCAACAGCAACAACGACAACGGUAAAUACUUCUGGCCCAAUCAUCAAGCGAGUCGAUGCGACGCGGGCGUGGCGGGUGGUGCAGCGGUUUCUGCAGCGCCGCGUCCCCGAUGCGCCACCGCUGGUGUGCGUGCGGCAGAAGGUGUACGCCACCGCCCCGCUCCCCGCCACCGCGCUGCAGCUGCCGGCGGAGUUCCUCGACUUGGGCUGGGAGGCGUGCACGCUGCGCUUUCUCGGUAGGGUCCCCAUGGCCCAGCUGGAUCCCACCGACGUGCAGGAGCUGACAAACAAGAUCGUUUUGUGGGCGCUGCAGCAGCACAGUGCACUAAACAAAAAGUACGCCGUCGCACGGGACUCGAACGGUAAAAUGGUCUACACGCACGACAGCAUCACUGUGGGUGGACUGCGCAUCUUCAAGGGUACCGUCGUGCGGGCCGUCUUUAUUGAUACGAGGGGCGCCAUUGAGGUGACCCCAUCUGCUGUUGCUGCCGUGUCGCCGCCACCGCCGUCCAGUUCCGUGCUGACGACGCUUUCGGCAGGCCAUCACACCGCAGAGGCACUGCGAUUUCUCGUGAAGGAGUUCCUGCGCGAGUUUGAGUAUAAGGGCACACCUGUGCAGAGUUACCGCAUCGAGGACGCCUCUGGCGUCACGAUGGCAUCCAUGUGGAAGGCCACGAAGGCGGCGAGGCUCCAGGUUGGGGUGGUGUACGAGGCGACAAACUUCCGGGUCCGUGUGUUUGAGAGUCGUGGGGGCAUGCGUCUUGUGGAGAUGACUGUGGGGGAAACAGCGCUGAAAGUUGUGGAACAACGACAGGACGAAGAGGACGAGGAGGAUGCGUCCAGCAGUGCCAAGGCAUCGAAAAGGCGGCAAAGGAAAGGCGGAAAGCGGUCGGCGGGAAAGGAAGAAGAACAGCAGCAACAUGUGGCCCCAAAGGCAAUGCCCGGUGAGCUUGCGCUGAAGAUCGACACGAAGGGCACCGUCGCAGCAGAGCUCUCUCUCUGGGAGGAGGUGAAGCAGCACUUUGGCAGCGGACCGUACGACAGCGCCACGGAGGAGCGCAUCGCACGCUCUGUGCAGGGCACACCGGUGAUAACGUCCGCCACACUGCGCCACUCAUCCAUCCGUCUUGUACGGUUCAACAUCGUGCCCAGCGAGAUCGACCUCGACCCUGCGCUGCAGCGCUUCGCCUGUGAGCUGGAGCCCAGUCAGCCGUAUGCAGUGCUAAGCGACUACACCGUCGUACCGCUGCAGGCACUGCAUUGCUGCUACGACCCCCGCAUGAAGUCGUGGCAGGACAUCACCGUCGCCGCGUGCUCGCUCCUGCCGGCACCGCGGCUCGACAUCCUGGAGAUGUUCCGCGCCGCGCUGGAGGGCGGACUGCAGCGGUGGGGUCUCGCGCUGGCGCCGCAGCCGUGGUCUUCCAGGGCGCUCUCGCUGCUGCCCACCCCGCAGAAGACGUUGUCGCGGGGGCUCGAGAAGAACGGUGGCCGUCGCCACCCACAGCAGCAGCAAAAGACGCUGCGGCACCCGCCGCCGCCAGCGUUUCCGACGACUGUUGCAGUUGUCGCCAUCGCGGUGCCGCAUGCGGGGGAAGAGGAGCGCGCACGCGUCACACAGACCGCGCAGGCGCUGGCGCGUGCCUUCCGCACCACCACCACUAUCACCGUAACAGACGAGAAGGAGGCGGUACGGUACUUGGUGCAGCAGCUCACCACCACCACCGCAACCGUCGACGGGGCGCUGACAGACCCCAACACUGCCGCUGUCAUUGUGGCCGCAGAGCGCGACACACGCCCGUCGCGCUGGGUGCAUGCGGAGUGUCUCUCGCGGGGCAUUCACGCGGUAUUUAUGCCGCCCGCUGCAUCACCGAAGCACCAGGCACUGAUGUGCGAAAACACUAGGGUGCGGCUUCGCAAUGCCUUCGAAGUGAACCCAGUCCGUGGCGUGGAUAUCGCGCGCGAAGUGCCGGCGGUGGCGCAGCGCCGCGUUCUUGUUGUUGGUAUCGACGCAUGCCACACAACGACGUUCAGCACCGGCAGCAUUGUCGGCGUCUUGUGCGCGCCAGAGCGCAACCAUGUGCUUCCGAUUUUCUGGAAGCACGAGGCGCGCGGGCAGGAAGUGGACCAGGUCGCGGAGCAUUUCCAACUGCUGCUGCAGCGCGCCUGUGAGCUCUACGACGGGCUGGAUGAGGUUGUGGUGUUCCAGGACGGCGACGUGUACAGCGAGAUGCACCGCAUGCAGCCGCAUGUGCCCCCCGGCUGUGGCUUCACGUUUAUGUGCCUCCACAAGCGGUCAAAUGUGCGCUUCGUGCACUGCCUGGGCGCCGAGCACAGCGCCCUCAAGACGCGUGCCGGCAACGUGGUGAAGGGCGCUGUCGUGCAGGCCCUCACGCCUGUCUUGCCGGACGCUGUGGGCAGAGACACAAAGGAGGAGGCCACAGCGCCAUCCUUCUACCUGCAGAAUCACGACUGUAACAUGUCUACGGCGCGCACAGUGCACUACACCGUUCACAGCACGAGCCCCACGCUGGAUGUGUCGGACGUGCAGCAGCUGUCGCAUGCGCUCUCGCACGUGAUGGCGACGCAGGCGACAAAGUUGCCGAUGCCCACGCGGUGCGCCCACCGCUUGGCGAGUGUGGCGGAACGCCUGCUUGAUGCGGCUCCACCAUUGCAGUGCAGCAUGAUACCUGCUCCAUUGAAUGAGAGACUGUGGUUCUUCUAG
This is a messenger RNA of Trypanosoma grayi, 3192 nucleotides long. Its product is annotated as argonaute-like protein. Gene Ontology annotation, biological process: mitotic cell cycle checkpoint signaling; double-strand break repair via homologous recombination; response to ionizing radiation. The record is from RefSeq and is a predicted model, not a curated record. Lineage: Eukaryota; Euglenozoa; Kinetoplastea; Trypanosomatida; Trypanosomatidae. The transcript has a single exon. Gene Ontology annotation, molecular function: DNA binding. Bases 1 to 3192 code for a protein of 1063 amino acids. Gene Ontology annotation, cellular component: SOSS complex.